This is a messenger RNA of Cadophora gregata, 1068 nucleotides long. RefSeq lists its product as uncharacterized. Gene Ontology annotation, biological process: DNA synthesis involved in DNA repair; DNA replication. The record is from RefSeq and is a predicted model, not a curated record. Bases 101 to 775 code for a protein of 224 amino acids. The transcript has a single exon. NCBI's taxonomy places the organism in Eukaryota, Fungi, Ascomycota, Leotiomycetes, Helotiales, Ploettnerulaceae.
AGUUCACCACCUUGAACUCCACCUUCCACCACACCACGGAAACUCAACACACCUUCCGCCAAACUCGAAAUCAAACACAAGAACACCAGCAACCGUAACAAUGCCACCCGCGCGCCGAUCCCGCACCUCAAGCGGCCCCGCCGCAAAAGGCGCCCAAAAGACCCUCUCCUUCGGAAACAAAGUCACCAAACCCACAACGGCCGUCCCAUACGGCAAAGACAUCUCGUCCCCCAAAGCCCACCUUCUCAAGAACUCCAUCAAGCAAGAAGCAGAAGCAGAGCCAGAACCAAAGAAAGAACUAGUCGCGGAAGAAGUCAAAGCAGAGCUAGACACAGGCCAUGUUGAUUCCAGCGCGGCGGUCUCGCAGCAGGCGAAGGCGGAGAUAGUAGCACAAGCACAGGGAGAUGGGAAGAGUGAGGAUGUGAUUAAGGCGGAGAAGGUGACAGAUGCGCAGGUUAAGAAAUACUGGAGGGAACGCGAGGGGGAGAGGAGGACGAAGAGGGUGCAUCAGGAGGAGUUGGGGGUGGAGGAGAAGAUUCUGAGACUGUUUGAUAUGAGUAGUCAGUAUGGCGUAAGUUUUACCUUUUCUUCUGUCUCCCCGUCUUGUAUCUUUGCAUCUUUCCCUUUCAAGGUUCAUUCGAAGGAGCAUGAUCUGCUCUCGAGCUGUUCAUGGGGAAGCAUCGCUGACAACUGGAUGUUUGUAGCCUGCCAUAGGCAUUGCACGCAUGAAACGCUGGACUCGAGCACAGAAACUGGGACUUGCGCCUCCGAUUGAAGUCCUUGCCGUUCUACUGAAGGAAGAGAAGAAGGGUAAUGACAAGAUUGAGCGUGCAUAUGUUGACGAGUUGAUGAGCUCGAAAUUUGUCGUUGGGGAUGCAGCUUGAGCUUGAGAUCGCUUGGUAUGUUACACAUUGAGGGGUAAUAUGCUGGGGAACGGGGGCUCAAACUGGGCGAGGUGUAUAAUCCGGGGCCGGGUAGGAUGGAAUGAUUUACUUUACUUUUGCAGGAGUCGGGUUCAGGCGUUUGAGUGCCAGGUACAGGAGAGGAAAUGGAUACCUGGAGUUUGGC